AUGUCAUUGGUACCAAAACGCUCUCGCUUGUUGAGUGCGGUUGUUAAGGCUUUUUCUAAAAUCUCGCCCCUCUCUCUUGCCGAGAAUGACUGGGAUAAUGUCGGUGUUCUGAUCGAGUGUCACGAGAAAUGGAAUAUCAGACCAUUGGACGUCACAGCCGCUCAAAAAUCGACAAUUCUUUUGACCAUCGAUUUGAAUCACGAAAUUAUUGAUGAGGCUCUGCACCAUCAAUCCAGUGGUACGCAUCCGGUUGUCAUUGUUGCCUACCAUCCAACAAUUUUCAAGCCCAUCAAGAAACUGACUCUCGAUUCCCUUGAAGGCGGAUAUUCGCACAUCAACGAGCUCGUUGUCCGUUGCAUACAAUCCGGGCUUUCAGGAGUACAAUUUGGUCCUUAUUUUAUAGUUAAUGACUGGAUUUGUUCGUUGAUUGGCAACGGGACUUUUGCUCCAAUAAUUCCGAAUCCAUCACCACAGGCAACCGUGCAGGGUGACAUAGUUGGAUCUGGCCGAUAUUUGACGCUAGCUGAGCCGAGUCCUCUUGAAGAGAUUGCAGACCGUCUUAUGAAGGGGUUUGCAACAACAUAUGGUCAAUUAGCUCGGAUUGCAAAGAGCGCCAAAUAUUCUUGCCAACAAAAGCCGAUUUCGAAGCUCGCUGUUUGUGCUGGAUCCGGCGGGUCUAUUCUUCUUUCACCAAAGCUCAACAGCGAUACCGAGCUUCUCAUAACUGGGGAGAUGAGCCAUCACGACGUUUUAGCUGCAACUGCCAAGGGAUACAAUGUAAUGCUUUUUGAGCACACGCAUACAGAAAGGGGCUAUUUAUCGCAAAUGCUGAAGCCUAAACUUGAAAGUGCAUUGAGCGAGGAAGUUGAUAUUCAAAUUUUCGUGUCAAAAUAUGACAGGGAUCCAAUCCAACUUUAUAAAAUUAAAAAUUAG
This is a messenger RNA of Mitosporidium daphniae, 933 nucleotides long. RefSeq names its product putative type 2 GTP cyclohydrolase 1. Lineage: Eukaryota; Fungi; Microsporidia. Bases 1 to 933 code for a protein of 310 amino acids. The record is from RefSeq and is a predicted model, not a curated record. Gene Ontology annotation, cellular component: mitochondrion; cytoplasm. The transcript has 4 exons.